AUGGAGGAGCGGACCCAGGAGACCACCGUCUCCCGAAGAGGAUCCACAGUCGACCGGGGGAUACCCACAACCGAACCAGUGAGGACGCGGUGGACCCCCAAGCCGGAGCAGAUUCUCAUACUCGAGUCCAUCUUCAACAGCGGUAUGGUGAAUCCGCCCAAGGAUGAGACCGUCAAAAUAAGGAAGCUCCUGCAGAAUUUCGGCCCCGUUGGGGACGCAAACGUCUUCUACUGGUUCCAGAACCGCCGGUCGAGGUCUCGCCGGCGGCAGCGGCAGAUGCAGGCCACCCUGGCCGGAACCACAAGAACUGGAGGAGGUGCAACAGGUCACCAAGCAUCUUCGUCGACUGCUACAUCAUCAAGUGCAUCGUCGACGAGCGUCUUCUGUGGUGGGUUUGUUUCUCCGUCUGACACUCCCGCCGCCGCUGCCGUCGCAACAGGCUGUUCUCCCGCCCCUCUUGCCGGAGGCGGGGAAGACGUCCUCUUCGCGAUCUCUCGGCCUACGGGUUUUCCCGAAAGCAUUGAUCAGGGUCCAAUUUACUCUCCUCCUUGUGCUUCAAGCUCUCACUACCAAUCUGGUCAGUCAAUGGCUAAGUAUCAGAACAAGUUUAAUCUCUAGUCAAUUUAUUUAAUUUUUCAUCUUAUUUUCAGUUUUGGUUCUUAAUUUUGGAUUCAGAUAGCCAGAACUAAGAGGAUUCGGACACGAAAGAAAAUCAAAUAUCCAUUUCCUUCUUCUGCCUGAAGAAAAACGAUAUUGUUGUGUGAGAUCCUAAUAUUAUGAUCUUGUAGAUCGUGAAGAAGCUUCCCCCACCCCGGCUCUGAUUAAUUAGUAGAUUUUUAAUUUUUUUCUGAUUAAUGCGUAUUUAUAAUGUGCUAGUCUUAUUACUGGGUAUUUAACUGCAGUAUUCACCGGAUUCUCUGACAAAAACUCGUUUCUCGCCGGUCUGAAUGUGAGAAUUUUAGCAGCGAUGACUAUAGUGAUUAUAAUUUAGGAACACCAGCCUCGUUUUCUUCCCAGUCGCCACGAUUCUGUGAUUAAGCUUAUUUCAUUCUAGGCUCUUCAGUCAACAAUCCCCUUAUCGUCAAUGUUAGUGCUGUUCGGUGCCCGGGUUAUCGUGUUACCAAUUUCCAUGCACAGUAUGCGUAGAUCUCCCCUAUCUCUCUCGCCCCCUCGCCAAUACCUAUCCUUCUCUGUCGGUAUGACUCUCUCUCUCUCUCUCUCUCUCUCUCUCUCUCUCUCUCUCUCUCUCUCUCUCUCUCUCUCUCUCUCUCUCCAACCGGCCUCCUUAUCUAUUUAUCUCAAUCGAUGUAGAUUGCUCUCCUCUCCUCCAUGUCAUGCUUCCCCAUUUCUCUCUCUCUCUCUCCUUCCUCCUCUCUCUGCUUUCUUCCUAUUCUGUAAUAAAUGACGAAAGAGCUAGACCUCUGUGGAUAUUUUAACAUCCCUCUCCAAACGCAUCCACAUUUAUUGACUCAAGUGUCGGUGGCCAUGUUAGUCUUAAGCACAGUGAUGGCGCUGGAUGCAGGCUUCAUGACGGUCUUCAUCAAUGGAAUCCCUCAAGAGGUCCCGGAGAGGGCCAAUCGACAUGGGGGCGGUCUUCGGUCACGACGUUAUGCUCGUGCACUCCUCCGGAGAGCUGGUCCCCACGACUGACCUCGGGAUUCUAUUCCAGGGCCUGCAUGCCGGCGAAAGCUAUUUCUUGGUGAGCCUCUCUCUCUCUCUCUCUCUCUCUCUCUCUCUCUCUCUCUCUCUCUCUCUCUCUCUCUCCCUACGCCCUCAAUUGCACCACUCUUACUCCACCGUCCUCCAAAACGCACGCGUAACCUCGCUCCCUCGCCUCUGUCAAUUCAGAUUCCCAGGCUCGCAUAGAGUCGGGGACCGUCCCAUUUGUUAAAGUCCUGGCUCUAUUUUCGUCUAAAGGCCUGAGGAUUCGAGGUCUUCAUCUUCAUCGCGGAAUGCGGCAAGAAAAGUCAACGCGAGAGGUCUACACGUGUUCUUUCUGAGCCGUCAAACCCCAGAGCUGAUGUCGAAGAAACGAAAUGCACGCGUAUGCAUGCACAGUCACCCAUACUUACACGUGUACAAAUCCAUGAGUACUACCCUUUAGCUUGCUUGACAUUUGGUUCCAAGGCAGCCCCCUUUGUUGAAACUUAAGAAAGUUCUGAGACUAGUUAAUAGUGGAAUUAUCCUAA
Messenger RNA from Spirodela intermedia, 2189 nucleotides. Lineage: Eukaryota; Viridiplantae; Streptophyta; Magnoliopsida; Alismatales; Araceae. The record is from the annotation of a GenBank genome assembly.